This is a messenger RNA of Dioscorea cayenensis subsp. rotundata (Guinea yam), 2104 nucleotides long. Its product is annotated as signal recognition particle receptor subunit alpha. The transcript is spliced from 10 exons. The record is from RefSeq and is a predicted model, not a curated record. Gene Ontology annotation, cellular component: endoplasmic reticulum membrane; signal recognition particle receptor complex. Gene Ontology annotation, biological process: SRP-dependent cotranslational protein targeting to membrane. The coding region runs from base 30 to 1925 and encodes 631 amino acids. Lineage: Eukaryota; Viridiplantae; Streptophyta; Magnoliopsida; Dioscoreales; Dioscoreaceae. Gene Ontology annotation, molecular function: GTPase activity; ATP hydrolysis activity; GTP binding.
CAUCCCCAAUUUGAGCAAUUAGGGUUUCGAUGCGCUUCGAUUUGAUGUUGGAACAGUUGUUGAUCUUCACGCGCGGUGGAUUGAUCCUGUGGACGUGCAAGGAGUUGGGGAACGCGCUUAAAGGGUCGCCGAUCGAUGCCCUAAUCCGAUCCUGCCUUCUCGAGGAGCGAUCCGCCGAUGCGUCCUUCGACUACGAAUCCUACACGCUGAAGUGGUCCUUCCACAACGAGCUUGGUCUUGUCUUCGUUGCGGUGUAUCAGCGGGUUCUUCGACUGCUCUACGUCGACGAGCUUCUUCUCUCUGUUCGCCGGGAGUUUUCGCAGAUAUAUGAUCCGAAGCGCACUUGUUAUGAUGACUUUGAUGAUAGUUUUCGUCAGCUUUGCCGUGAGGCGGAGGCCCGUGCUGAGGAGAUGAAAAAAAGCAAGCAAUUUGUGAGAAAUCAACCCGCUAAUUCAAAAAAACAGGUCGUGGCUCAAGGGAAUGGGAAGCAGAAAGGUGGGAGCAAUCGUAAUGGUAAUUCUGGGAAGGAUGAUUGUGAUGACGAUGGUGAUGGUGAUGAUGAGUUGAAGAAAAAUCGUGGAUUAGCUAAUGCUAUCGCGAAUGGACACGGGAAUGGUAUUAAGGAUUCCACUGUCCCUAAUAUUGUUGUUUCCAAAGGAAAGGAGAAUGGUCACCCGGAUUCGGGAGCAUUCAAUGUAACUAAGUUACAGAAGCUGCGCCAGAAGGGAGGGAAGAAGGUUGAGAAUGGUGCCCCUGGCGGGAAAGUUUCCAAGAAGGCGGAGUCAAAGAAAAUUGUUAAGAAAAAUAGGGUGUGGGAUGAUUCGCCUUCAGAGUCAAAGCUGGAUUUCACCGAUCCAGGUGAUGAGAGAGGGGAUGAGGUUGCGCAGGUUGCGGCAGUGGAGCAGGGUCAGAGUAUGAUGGACAAGGAGGAGGUUUUGAGUAGUGAGAGUGAAGAGGAGGAUGAGGAGGUGGAGGAUGUGAAAACUGGUCCCAAGAAGAAGGGCUGGUUCUCCUCUGUAUUCCAGAGUAUUGCUGGAAAUGCGGUUCUGCAAAAGUCAGACUUGAAACCAGCAUUGAAGGCUCUCAAGGACAAAUUGAUGACUAAGAAUGUGGCGGAGGAAAUAGCUGAGAAGCUUUGUGAAUCGGUAGCUGCUAGUCUUGAAGGGAAAAAACUGGGUUCAUUUACUAGAGUUUCUUCAACUGUUCAGACAGCAAUGGAAGAUGCCCUUCUUCGCAUAUUAACUCCAAGGCGCUCCAUUGAUAUUUUGAGAGAUGUGCAUGCUGCGAAGGAACAAGGAAAACCAUAUGUAGUUGUUUUUGUUGGUGUUAAUGGUGUAGGAAAGUCCACCAAUCUUGCCAAGGUUGCAUACUGGCUUCUACAGCAUAAUGUCAGUGUCAUGAUGGCGGCAUGUGAUACAUUUAGAUCUGGUGCUGUGGAGCAGCUUCGUACACAUGCUCGUAGGCUUCAGAUACCUAUAUUUGAGAAAGGCUAUGAGAAGGAUCCUGCUGUUGUAGCUAAGGAAGCAAUCCAGGAGGCAAGUCGCAAUAAUUCAGAUGUUGUUCUUGUCGACACUGCUGGUAGGAUGCAGGAUAAUGAACCUCUCAUGAGAGCACUUUCCAAGCUCAUUAAUCUAAACAACCCAGACUUAGUACUCUUUGUUGGAGAGGCAUUAGUCGGAAAUGACGCCGUGGAUCAACUCUCUAAAUUUAACCAGAAACUAGCAGAUCUCUCAACCGUCUCCAAUGCCAGGUUGAUCGAUGGUAUCCUGCUGACAAAGUUUGACACCAUUGAUGACAAGGUCGGGGCGGCGCUUUCCAUGGUAUACAUUUCUGGAGCGCCGGUCAUGUUCGUCGGUUGCGGUCAGUCUUAUACUGAUCUCAAGAAGCUCAAUGUUAAGUCCAUCGUCAAAACCCUGCUGAAGUGAAUGAGAAUGAAUGUAGUUUAAACACUGGUUUGAGUGGUUGGUUGCUUUGCUGCUGCUGCUGCAUUUUGUUUUGAACCUCUACCCCCCAUGACUUCAUCAUCUUGACAAUGAAAGUGAAUUGCCCUUUUAUAUAUAUAUAUAUAUAUAUAUUGAGUGGUUGUUUUAUUAUUAAAAUGAAA